Prunus armeniaca (apricot) is the source of this 1146-nucleotide messenger RNA. Lineage: Eukaryota; Viridiplantae; Streptophyta; Magnoliopsida; Rosales; Rosaceae. The record is from the annotation of a GenBank genome assembly.
AUGGACGCUCUCUUCGUCAACCAGUGCUCCAUCUCCGGCCUGAAACUCGCCCCAAAGCUCACAACCACCCCUUUCCCUUCCCAAUCUCUUCACCGCCUCAAACCCACCUCCAAGCCCAACCUCACAUCCGCCUCCGUUAUCCAGAACCAGCAAAGCCAAUCCCUUGAAACCCAGAAACCAUUUCCGUUCUCAGACGACAAUGAAGACAAACCAGACGACGAGUCGUACGGCGAGGUCGACAGGAUCAUCGGAAGCAGAGCGCUGGAGGGCGGCAAGGGGAUGGAGUAUUUGAUUUCGUGGAAAGACGGUCAUGCCCCUUCGUGGGUCCCAUCGGAUUUCAUAGCCAAAGACGUGGUGGCGGAGUACGAGAGCCCAUGGUGGACCGCCGCCAAGAAAGCCGACGAGUCGGCACUGAGCCAGCUCAUAGCCGCGGAGGACGACUGGCGCGACGUCGACGCCGUGGACGGAGACGGCCGCACCGCUCUCAUAUUCGUCUCGGGUCUCGGGUCGGAGCAGUGCGUUCGGGUCUUGGCAGAAGCCGGAGCCGACUUGAACCACCGCGAUAACGGCGGGGGACUAACCGCGUUGCAUAUGGCGGCAGGGUACGUCCGGCCAGGUGUCGUGAAGUUAUUGGUGGAGCUAGGUGCGGAUCCCGAGGUGGAGGAUGACAGGGGACGGAAGCCGUUGGAUUUGGCUAAGGAGGUACUUAAAACGACGCCGCAGGGGAACCCGAUGCAUUUCGCGAGGAGGUUGGGGCUGGAGAGUGUAAUUAGAGAGCUUGAGGGGACAAUAUUCGAGUACGCGGAGGUGCAGGAGUUGCUGGAGAAGAGAGGGAAGGGGGAUCGCUUGGAGUAUUUGGUCAAAUGGAAGGACGGUGGAGAUAACGAGUGGGUCAACGCGAAGUUGAUAGAUGAGGAUCUGGUGCGGGACUUCGAGGCUGGGCUCGAGUACGCCGUGGCGGAGGGUGUGGUGGGGAAGAGAGUUGGGGAUGAAGGGACGAUGGAGUACUUGGUGAAAUGGACGGAUAUAGAUGAGGCCACGUGGGAGCCGGAGGAGAAUGUUGAUCCUGAUUUGAUUAAGGAGUUCGAGGAGGCCCAGAAUGUGAGUGGGCCGGGGAGUGUGGAGGAGGCCCAAUUGAGAAAGUAG